Molecule: messenger RNA, 913 nt
Organism: Symbiodinium pilosum
Lineage: Eukaryota; Dinophyceae; Suessiales; Symbiodiniaceae
Source: the annotation of a GenBank genome assembly
GCCGGAGUUGCCGGAGUGCGAAUUCUCGCGGCGUUUGGCGCAGCGCUGGCUUUGCGGGAAGAGGAUUGCGGACGUGCAGGCGUCGAAUGACAAGAUUGUGUUUGAUGGCGUCAACCCCACGACAUUUUCCCGCAAGCUUUGCAACCGGCGGAUCGUGGCUUGCAGGCGCUGGGGCAAGCAGAUUUGGUUUGAAAUGGAUGCAGGGCCACAUCCUAUGUUUCACCUUGGCAUGACUGGUAGCUUCCGCGUGAAGGGCAAGAAAGCCCUUGUCUAUGUCAGACAACGAGAGGAAGAUCCCAACAACUGGCCACCAAAAUUCUGCAAGGUGACCAUACGCAUGUCAGAUGGUACAUGCUUUGCGAUGACCGAUGCGCGUCGAUUCGGUCGGAUCAGGCUUUGCAAGGAUCCCUGGGAGUCGCCGCCAGUGUGUCACAUGGGUUUCGAUCCUCUGCUCGCUAUGCCAAAGCUGUCGGACUUCGCUGAGCAGCUCGGGUCCAGAAGUACUGACAUCAAGGCAGUUCUGCUUGACCAGGGCUUUGCCGCAGGAGUUGGCAACUGGGUAGCCGAUGAGGUGUUGUACCAAGCUGCGAUUCAUCCGCAGGAAAGCUGUUCAAACUUGACACCGGCUGCAGUUGCCAAGCUUCAUCGCAGCCUUCGUAGUGUGAUCCAGACGGCUUGCAAAGUUGGAGCUGAUGCCGGCAAGUACCCGAGGACUUGGCUCUUCCACUAUCGCUGGGCAAAGGGCUCCGGAAAAGCCUGUGACGGCAAGGGCAGGACCAUCAAGUUUGUGACUUCGGGAGGGCGGACAUCCGCUUUUGUCCCAUCGCUUCAGGUUCGCUGCGCAGCGGCAAAGCAACGUGAGAGGACGUCAGCAUCUGCUGUCCGGAAGAGGCCGGCAGCUCGCAGAAGAUGA